Messenger RNA from Sceloporus undulatus (fence lizard), 1106 nucleotides. RefSeq names its product ankyrin and armadillo repeat containing (gene ANKAR). The transcript has 6 exons. Lineage: Eukaryota; Metazoa; Chordata; Lepidosauria; Squamata; Phrynosomatidae. The annotation marks the transcript as partial. The record is from RefSeq and is a predicted model, not a curated record. Gene Ontology annotation, molecular function: protein binding.
CAUGCAGGUACGAUCCCCUCAUUAAUCAACUUGUUAAAAAGCAAUGACAUUGUGCUGGAGUGCAUCACUGUGGGGGUGCUGAGUAACAUCUCCAUCAAUAACCCGAUUGCUAGAGCUUUGGUAGAAGCAGGGGGCAUUCCCGUAUUAAUUAAGCUGUUGGAUACUGAUGAGCCUGAACUGCUGUCUCGUUGUGCUGUCCUUUUAUAUGAUAUUGCCCAGCUGGAUGAUAAUCAGGUCAUCGUUGCUGAACAGGGUGCAAUUCCUGCACUUGUUAACCUGUUACAGUAUGAUUUAGAAGAUCUACUAGUAAAUGUAAUAAAUUGCAUCCGAGUAUUGUGCCUUAACAACAACGAGAACCAACUGAGAGUGAAAGAAACCAAUGGCAUUGAACUACUUGUCAAUUUCUUAAAUUCAGAUUCAGAUGUGCUACUGGCAGUGGCUUCAGCAGCAAUUGCAGAACUUGCCCGUGGGAAUUUUAAGAUGCAAAAUGCCAUUGCUGAGACGAAUGUCAUUGGUCCUCUAGUUGAGUUGCUCAGAGGAAGAAAAAUCAGUGUCCAAGUGAAAGGAGCAAUGGCAAUUGAGGCACUCUGUGAAAAGAACAGUUACAUCCAGAUGAGAUUUCUAGCCAAGUCUGUGACAAGAUUCCUUUUAAAGCUCCUGAAGGCUUUUCACCUGAGAGUUAAAGAACAAGGUGCAGCAACGCUCUGGGCACUAGCAGGACAAACCUUGAAGCAGCAAAAAUUCAUGGCAGAACAAAUUGGAUACAACCUUAUUAUAGAUAUGCUUUUGUCCCCAUCUGAUAGAAUGCAGUGUGUUGGAGGUGAAGCCGUGAUCGCUCUUAGCAAGGACAGCGAGCUUCACCAGAAUCAAAUAUGUGAAGGAAAUGGAAUUGCACCUUUGGUCCGGUUGUUAAGGAGUGGAAGGAUAGCAGAGGGCACACUGCUUAGUAUCAUCAAAGCCUUGGGGACCAUAUGUGUUGGUGAAGCCAAUAUAAGCAACCCAAUCAGUCAAGAGAAUGUUGUGGAUGAAGGGGCCUUGCCGAUACUGGUUCAUUUACUUAAAACUCAUCAUUCUCUUCAGAUAAAGGUGGGUUAUAAGAGUUAGCU